GACUGUGAUCAAGAUGUUAAAUGUUACUGCGGGGCCGCUCCAUUUUCUCACCUACAGUCAUUCUGAUAAUCUCCUGCAGCCCCUCUGGGACCAUCUGCUUUUGCACUACCGGCCUUACAUCUCAUCUCCUUUAUUCCUGGUUCUGCUUGCCUUUUCCAGCUAUGUCUUCUUCAGUGUGCCUUUUGCAGUCAUGGACCUGCUGGGAGAUAGGGUGCCGUUGUUUUACAAGUACAAGAUCCAGCCGGGAAGAAGACCAACAGUUGGAAUGAUGGUAAGGAGCUUCCGGACCGCUCUUUUUAAUCACAUUUUCUUUGUGCUGCCAAGUGUGGUGGUGAGCAUGUUCAUCUUACCUCUGCCGGUGAUGCCUCAAGAAGCGCCAUCACUUCGUGAGGUCUUCAUUGACGGCCUGGCUCUUCUUCUAGUUUUUGACACCCAGUACUACAUCUGGCAUGUCAUACACCACAAACAUGUGCAGCUGUACCGCUGCAUCCAUGCCAUACACCACGAAUAUGUCGCUCCCUUCUCAUGGUCCACUGAGCAGCUCAGCAUUCCGGAACUGAUGACUGUGGGAUUCUGGAGCAACCAGGAUCCAAUUCUGCUCAAGUGUCACCCGCUGACUACAUGGUGCGUCACCGUGCUUAGUAUUGGGAUGUCUGUGGAGGACCACAUUGGCUAUGACCUCCCGUGGGGCCUCAAUCGCCUGGUGCCUUUCGGCCUUUUGGGAGGAGCGCCUGCUCAUGACAUGCACCAUCAGAAACCAAACAGCAACUACGCUCCCUUUUUUAGUCACUGGGACAGAAUCUUUGGGACAGCUGUACCACUCAAGAGGGAAAAAAACAUUGACAGGCAAUAAAUGUGGUUUAUUGUAUGACCAUUUAAGUGUUUUUUUUUUUUUUUUUAAUUAAUACGAACUUCUGAAAUAAUACCUACUUUCAGGGCCUUUACAUGACCCACUGUAAGCAUGUUAGGAAAAAAAACCUGCACAUAAUCAACUGUUUAUAUCAUUUGUGUGCAACAACACCAAUCAAAAUUUCAUUGCAGUGAUUAAUAUGUAUUUAAAUUUAUUUACUCAAUACAUAAAUACAUGUUCAGGGUAAAAUCAAAAGCACAAUACAGUGACCUGUCUUAAUUAACAGAUUUUUGUGGUGCCAAAGCCUUAUCAAAAUGUAAAAAUGGGAAGGAACAUUUCCAACUAAACCACUUAUUUAUAUUAACUAUGAAAGUAUGCCACUGAUAAACAGUUGUAUACUGCAAAAUCAAUGUAGCUCAUACUUAUACAGUAAUAAAAUUUCAGAUGUUAUGUACACGUACCCAUAUUAAUAGACAUCAUAGCACUCAUCAUUAUACCUGUAUAUCAUUUGGUGGCUCAAGCUUCAUUCCAGUAGGAAAAAAAGUGCAGUUACCAACAACGUCAGCAUGCAAACUCCCUUUGCUCAUGAUCUUCUUACAUAAGUCCAAAUCUUUACAAGCGUAUAAAUAUUUAUACUUUCCUGAUGACGGGGGGAAAACAGAGGCUUUAGAAGGUUGUGUACAGGUCAAGUACAUUGUUCAAAAUAAUGAAGGACGUCUUGUUCCUGAGCAAAGUACUGAAGGGGGCUUUACUCGGACCAAAUGUUCAUGACCGACUUGUAGAAGGCAGUAAAAGAAACAACAUUCAGCAAAAAAAAUAAGUUGCUCCUAAAAUGAUACUAAGUAAAAUAAUUCAUUCAAAUAUUCCAAAUUUAAAAAUACAAAUAUUUAAUGAGUGACAUACAUUCAUCAAUGGAGACUCCUAUUUAAAUACUGUACAAACAUGUUGGAAAUCUGACCCGUGUUCUCUGUAGGGUGCAUCUUGCUGUAGCUGAUGAACUGGCGCCGGAAUUUGCGAAGCUCGGCCAUGUUGACGCUCCUGUUCAGCUCGAUGUUUGACAAAGUUAAAGACUUUUGCAUUUCAAUUUGUUACCCCUUUUUUUUCCAUCCAAUCAUCUCCAAAAUUGAAUGGGUAGGCUCAGCUCAUGAGCUCACGACAAUUGAAAUGUCAAUCAAAAUAUGUCAAAGUGAGUUAAGUUGCUUAGAAAAAGGAUAUUUUCUCUGUCGCUCCUGGAACAGAAAUGCGAUCUCCAGGAACACUUGUCUUCUGUGCAUUAAAAAUGGCCUACAAAGGGUAUAAAAUACAUUCAUAAAAACAUCCAGCAAUAAUGACAAUACAAAUAUAUUAAAGAAACUAACAGAGUGGAACCUUGCAACCAGCGAACCAUUCGAUUCUCCCCCCCCACUAUGAGGAGUUCGUCAGAUUUUUUUUUUUUUUACUUGCAAGGAAAAUUUUGUGAUUAAUUCAACCAGAAAAACAAGUUACACGUGACGUGACAAAUAUAAAAAAAAACAUUUGACAACAUGACAUAAAACAAUGUUGCUUGUUGUACAAUUUCAUUGUACUAGCUAGACAGAUGGAAUGACAAUAUAAUUAAGUUGCUUUAAAAACAAGCCAUUUAGCCAUGAGUCAAUGAUUCUCCCACAGUGGACUCAUUUAGCAUCUUUGUUGUAAAACACUCUUACAAGCAAUUACAGAACAAA
Messenger RNA from Corythoichthys intestinalis (scribbled pipefish), 2553 nucleotides. RefSeq names its product cholesterol 25-hydroxylase like 1, tandem duplicate 1 (gene ch25hl1.1). The transcript has a single exon. Lineage: Eukaryota; Metazoa; Chordata; Actinopteri; Syngnathiformes; Syngnathidae. Gene Ontology annotation, biological process: cholesterol metabolic process; sterol biosynthetic process. The record is from RefSeq and is a predicted model, not a curated record. Gene Ontology annotation, cellular component: endoplasmic reticulum membrane. Gene Ontology annotation, molecular function: C-4 methylsterol oxidase activity; steroid hydroxylase activity; iron ion binding. Bases 14 to 853 code for a protein of 279 amino acids.